This is a messenger RNA of Hermetia illucens (black soldier fly), 1517 nucleotides long. Its product is annotated as arginine kinase. Gene Ontology annotation, biological process: phosphocreatine biosynthetic process. The record is from RefSeq and is a predicted model, not a curated record. Gene Ontology annotation, molecular function: creatine kinase activity. The coding region runs from base 119 to 1441 and encodes 440 amino acids. Lineage: Eukaryota; Metazoa; Arthropoda; Insecta; Diptera; Stratiomyidae. The transcript has 5 exons.
UACUAAGCUCACUGCAGUACUGAAGAUUAAAUUUUGAAAUUUAUGAAAUACAGCAGGCGGUGAGCCUAAAAUUCAUGCACUAAAAAAAUCUUCGGUAAGGCGAAAUUGCAAGUUCAUAAUGACUUCUUUAGAAGCAAAAAGGGAGCAGUUUAGAAAAUAUCUUGAAAGAAGUGGUGUUAUAGAUGCGUUAAGUAAGGCUCUUAUCAAGCUCUAUGAAGAGGCAAAUAAACCCGACGAUGCAGUCCGAUUUAUCCGAAAGCACCUGUGUGAUACCUGCCCCGAUGACGAGGCUUUCGAUAAUAUGAAAGCUGAUUUGAUUGAAGCAAAUAAUACGAUCAUUGAGUUGGAACGCGAGCUAAACCGAGUGAGAGGCAACAUAAAACGGACACCAAGCGAAGUACUCAAAAUCCUGGAAAAUGGCAUGCAACGGUUAGACAAAGAAGAGAGCGAGUCGCCCAUUAGAAAGUAUUUGCCUGGAGCAUUUGAGGAGUUGAAAGAUUUGAAGAGCAUGUUUGGUACGACAAUGGCCGAUAUCUUUAAUGCAGGAUUUGAAAAUCCGCAUAGUGAAAAACUCGCUGUCUAUGUGGGAGACCAUGAUUGUUACAAUAUCUUUGCAACUGUUUUGGAUCCAAUCAUCCGAGAUUAUCAUGGAAUUCCGGAAGAUGAGGAUUUCAAGCAACCUGAAACUGAUUUCGGAGACCCAACGACUUUGAAAAAUUUGGAUCCUGACGGCAAAUUCAUCAAAACGACGAAAAUAAGAGUUUCGCGUAAUAUAGAGGAAUAUGCAUUUCUCCCUAAGAUGUCUGAGGAGGACUAUGCAACUGUAAUGGAAAGGACUUCUCAGGUUCUUAUGUGCCUCGAAGGAGAACAAGAUGGCACGUUUUACGCACUUGAAGAUAUUGAUUCCGAAACUAAGAAGGAAUUGAUUAAAACACAUGUGGCGUUUGAUAAAGUUAACAAGUUACUAGAGGCAGGCGGCGGAUAUCGUUUUUGGCCAACCGGGCGAGGCAUUUAUUACAAUGCCCCCCGGACUUUUGCUGUCUGGGUGAACGAAGAAGACCACUUGCAAGUUAUUUCUAUGUCCCAAACAGGAAGCCUCCCCGAAAUCUAUCGAAGGCUGAUUAACGCCAUGCCGACAAUUGAAAAAGACUUGAAAUUCCGACGUGAUGAUAAAUAUGGCUACAUGACAGCGUCCCCCACUAACUUAGGGAGUACCCUGCGCGCUUCCGUACAUAUCAAUUUGCCAAAAUUAUCAGCAGAUGUGGACAAAUUGCGUGAGACCUGUAAAUCUCUGAAUCUUGAAGUACGAUUGCGUGAGGAAGAAAUUGAACCUUCAUUGGAAAUUGCAAAUAAACAGAAAUUGGGGAUUACUGAAUAUGAAGCUGUUAAGAUAUUUCAAGAUGGUAUUCUUGAGUUAAUUGCCCAAGAAUCUGAGAAGUAGGUGGACCUAGGAUAUUCGAUGAUUGUUUUUAGUGAAUUUACGUACAUUUUGGAAAAUAUAUUGAUUUGAAAACAUA